This is a messenger RNA of Schistocerca nitens (vagrant locust), 1952 nucleotides long. RefSeq names its product hexokinase-1-like. The transcript is spliced from 11 exons. Gene Ontology annotation, biological process: glycolytic process; glucose 6-phosphate metabolic process; intracellular glucose homeostasis. Lineage: Eukaryota; Metazoa; Arthropoda; Insecta; Orthoptera; Acrididae. Gene Ontology annotation, molecular function: glucokinase activity; ATP binding; fructokinase activity. Gene Ontology annotation, cellular component: mitochondrion; cytosol. The coding region runs from base 157 to 1569 and encodes 470 amino acids. The record is from RefSeq and is a predicted model, not a curated record.
AGGCGUGCGCAGUAAAACCGCCGGCGUGCGCGGCCAGGCCGCAGUCCUGCGCCAACCCGCGCCGCGAACACUGCCGCAGGCCCGCACGACACGACACACCGCGCCACGCCACGUCACGCCGCAUCGCGACGCAGCAGGACCACCGCAACAGAAACCAUGUGCGAGAGCAACAACAGCGUGGAGGCGGCCAUGCACGUGGCGCCGCUGGAGCUCAGCGACAACCGCCGACAACAGCAGAUUGAAGCUGCAUUGUGUGAGCUCCAGUUCACAAUGGAAACUGUGAAGAAAAUAGGGCAAGUCUUUGAAAGUGAGCUUGAAAAGGGAAUACAUGAGGAACCAUCUUCUCUUCAGAUGGAAAAUACAUACAUACCAGAACUUCCUGAUGGAACGGAAAAAGGGAAGUUUUUAGCCCUGGACUUGGGAGGAACUAAUUUUCGUGUAAUUCUUCUUGAACUGGAUAAUGGUAAAGUCACUGAUGAAAAGGUCAAGCACUACCAUCUUGAUGAUGAAUUAAAAGUAGGAUGUGGUGACAGACUAUUUGGGUUUCUGGCAGAAUGCAUAAGUGAUUUCGUAAAAGAACAAAAUUUGACUGGAGCAAGACUACCAUUGGGUUUCACAUUCUCAUUCCCAAUGAUACAAAAAGCACUUGAUGUUGGAAUUCUUGUGACAUGGACAAAGACAUUCAACUGCCCUUCAGUUGUUGGAAAAGAUGCAGUCCAAAUGCUGAAGGAUGCCAUUCACAGACGUGGUGAUACACAUGUUGAAGUUUUAGCAGUUCUUAAUGACACAACAGGAACCUUGGUACAAGGUGCUGUGCUGGACAACAGAACUGCCAUUGGGCUAAUCCUUGGCACUGGCAGCAAUGCUUGCUAUUUGGAAAGAGCAGACAGAGUUCAGCACUGGGAGGGCCAACGACAUGGAGAGAAACAGGUAAUCAUUGAUAUUGAAUGGGGUGCCUUUGGUGACAAUGGAGUCCUUGAUUUCAUUAAAACUGAUUAUGACCGUGAGGUGGACAAGAAUUCUCUUCUUGCAACAUCAUUCACGUUUGAAAAAUAUAUUAGUGGAAAGUACCUAGGAGAGAUUGUAAGAGUCAUAUUGGUACGACUAACUGCAAGUGGACUCCUCUUCGAUGGAAUAGCUUCCAAAAAGCUUCUAAGCCAAAACUCAUUUCCAACCAGCUAUGUGUCCCAAAUUGAGCAGGACACGGUAGAUGGAGGAAACAAGAAUACAGAAGAUAUUCUGGACAAAUUCAACUUGCAGUAUACCACAGAAGACAUUGCAGUUGUUAAGUAUGUCUGUGAAGUUGUAUCAAACAGAUCAGCUCUUCUGGUCUCAAUUUGUUUAUCAAGACUGCUCAUAAGAAUGGACAGACCAGAUACAACUAUUGCAGUAGAUGGAUCUCUGUUUAAACACCACCCUAGGCUGAAAACAUGGAUGAACAAAUACAUUCAGCUGUUAGCACCUGGCAAAAAGUUCCGCCUGCUUCUUGCUGAAGAUGGCAGCGGUAAAGGUGCUGGAAUAGUGGCCGCAAUUGCUCUUCGGUUGAAAGAGAGGUUUCAAGAAACAUGACUAAAGUCAGAUCCAACUGAAAUGAGCAAAUACUGAAUAAUGUACACCGAAAUAUAUUUUGAGAAGGGCCAGCUGGCUUGCUUCACUAUAUGCAGUAAUGAAAAAGAAAAAAAUACAGAAUGUAGUGAGCAAUGGUUGACUCAUUAUUAACAAUGAUAUUUCAGAACACUAUGAAGAUGCUACUGAACUCUUGGAAGCAAGCUGACCACAAAUUUCAGAACUUCAAUGAAGUUACUUUUCAGGAACUUUGAAUAACUGUGAUAAAAUGGCCUUUCAAAUACAUGUUGUGAAACAAUGAUAAUCUUGUAUGACAAGCCUAUUUAUACUCAAGUGAUUUUGUUACAUUUUUCAAUAAAAUGGGAUAUUGUAAUUUUACAAACUGA